This is a messenger RNA of Rotaria sordida, 813 nucleotides long. Lineage: Eukaryota; Metazoa; Rotifera; Eurotatoria; Philodinida; Philodinidae. The record is from the annotation of a GenBank genome assembly.
AUGAAGGAACUUGCAACAGCAUUGGAACUUAAUGCUUCAUCAUAUCGAACAAUUGCAAGAUGGGAAAAACGUCUUCAUGAAAAAGGCGAAGAUGUCAAUAAUGAUCUUCAAUCUGGUCGUUUAGUUUUUGAGUUUACAGAUGUAAAUUGUGAAUUGGUACGAAAGGUUGCCAACAGUGAUCCACAUUCAAUUUAUGAUGAUAUUAUAGCUGAAACUACUCUCUAUCAUGGAUUUAUUUACUUAUUCGUAGUCAAGAAGAUGGAUGACAACAAUAAAAAUAUUUUUGAUGUUCUUGAAUCGCCAUCAUCACCAACACAAUCAAUGAAUGAUUUUAAAAUGAAAUCAACAACAACUAUAUCAUCUAAUAGUAUACUUUCUAUUCGUCGUUCUCAUCUUCCAUUGAUGAAUGCUGGUAAUGGAUUUUAUCCUACUUCAUCAUCGCCGACAUCUUCAUCAACAGAUGAAUAUCAACGAAAAAAGCGAACAGAUCGAGCACUUCAUGGUCUUGGUUUUAUUAAUCCAGGUCCAAAGAAUUUAGUUAAUGUAGCUAAUGUUCCAGCAAGACGUCCAAAAACUCGACAACCAACUACACAAGAAAAACCUAGUACGAGUAAACCAUUAUAUGAUGCAUCUGGUCUUCUCAUAUCUGAUCAAACAGAUCGAUGUGAUUGUAAUCGUUUAAAAUGUCCCGGAUGUUUUAUACCUUGUACGAAUUGUCAGUCACCAAAAUGUGGUAUCGAAUGUCGAAAUCAUCGAACUUAUUCUUAUGAAUAUCGUUUGUAUGGUACUAACAAAGAAAUAAUUCAACAAUAA